Mizuhopecten yessoensis (Yesso scallop) is the source of this 3231-nucleotide messenger RNA. RefSeq lists its product as uncharacterized. The transcript is spliced from 5 exons. The coding region runs from base 432 to 2072 and encodes 546 amino acids. The record is from RefSeq and is a predicted model, not a curated record. Lineage: Eukaryota; Metazoa; Mollusca; Bivalvia; Pectinida; Pectinidae.
UGUCCAUAUGAUGACAUGGUACCGUUAGCUACUCACCGUAACGCAUUGUCACUUGCAUUACCUGAAAUAAAACAGCCAUAAAACACCUUAAUUAAAAAACAAAUGCAUUUAAUCCAAUAUCAUAUAAUAGAAUGCACUGAAGCAAAAUCAACCUUUAGGAAAACAAUUUCAGAGAAAUCAGUGAUACAUUGAUAAAGUAUAAAUGAUAUGAGGGUUAGACAGCGGUGUAUUCAUACCUAUGAUAUAGGCAUCGGUUAGUGUGUAGCAUGCUGACUGAGACCGGCACUUCCUGUAACAACGACGCUGUAAACAAGACGGACACCGGUAAUGUUCUGACAUCAAAGUGCACACCAUCUAUGUUCCGCACUCUAUUGAACUGGUCUGGAUUAGCAAAUUGAUACAACAAAAAGAAAAACAAGAAAAUUAACAAGAUGGCUUACAGGAUGGUAGUGUCCUUGUUAAUCGCCAUCGUGUCUCUACUUGUUGUUACUGAUGCUCAAUUUGGAAUUCCCGUGGGCCCUCUCGAGGAAGUAUCACCGUCAGAAUUUGAACGAAUGAGAGGAGGAAUAACUCCAGUACAGCAACAGCGAGCACUUGGUCGGGGUAUUCUAAUGGGAAGGCGUCAAUUCAAUACGGUACCGUCUCGUUUUGCACAACAACGUCUUAUGCUUAGGCCUGGUCAAAUGCAAUUUCGUCUUAAUACAGGCAUUCCACCUGUAUUUCCGACUCAGUUUAACACGAAUGCUUUAGCUAGACGUGCCACUGCCCAGAACCAAGCCGGUAUGGUUGUUCCCUCUUUUAAUAGAAAUAACAUGCGGAUAGUGCCGAUGGGAAAUCCGAUAAGAACAUCCAGGCAACAACAAUUCCAACAAGAGGCAAUAAGGCGGUCACAGUUUGCUCAACGUUUUCGACCAUUCUUUAACGCAACCCCAUCGAGAUUUGGAGUAGCGACCGUUCAGCAAGCGAAUUCAAUCCUACAGACCAGGCAACAACCAGUAAUUCAACAAGCUUCAACGGUCGAUUUGAGUAGAUUUCCAAAUUUUGGAACAAACAAUGGCAAUGAAAUGGGCAAUCAGCUUAUUAAUCAAUUGAUGUCUUUUCAACAAAUUUCCGCGGAUCUUCCAGGUCAAAGUGGAGUUCAACAGCAACUGGUACCAAGAGUAAUGCCAGUACAAUUACCUGCAGAUCAGCAAUUUUUAAACAACAUGUUAAUUCAGCCUGUCGCACAGUUUCCAAACACUCAAGGACAGUUUCAGACGGGUCAAGGCGUGCGUUCCACACAAACUGUCCAACAGUUGACAGGAAACAAUAUUGUUACACCUACUUUUUCAAAUAAUUUGCCUGUCCCUCAACUACCCUUUACAUCGGCACAAGGAAUCAAUUCACAAGGACAAAGCACCGUUACAGUUCCCAUGGCUUCUUCAGGAAUCAACCCACCGCAGUGGUCGUUCCAAUCAGGUAACACACCAGCAGUUAUUGGUGGACAGGAUGCAUCACAAAUUCUACAGACAUUACCACAAACAGGUUCGAGUGUUGAAAAUAAUCAGAUGUUUACAGGCCUGUCUAAUCAGGGUAUCACAGAUCCAUCUGGUCAGGUUUUCAAUAACCAAGGUGCCAUAAAUCCAACUGCUGCUUCGCCGUCCUCACAAACCACCGGUGAUAAUACGCCUGUUCAAUUUGAUGAACAAAUAACGAUGUUCCAUCCAAUCACUCAGGAAAUGUGCUACCGAGGACGAAAUCUUUCGCCCGAUCUCGAGAAGUGGAUUGUAAACAUUUUGACAAUGAGGGCUCAAAGACCUGGCGGUGAUGUACUUUGUCGGAAUCGAGAUAGCUACACUAUAACAGAAAUAAUAGAGAUGGAAAAAGAAUUAUUAGCCUUAGGUAUUGACCCUCACAAUCCAGCAGCGUUCAAACUACAACCAGAAAUAGUAGACAUGACUGGUAAUGGAGUCCGUACUGGAACUGCUGCAUCCUCUAACACGGCACCUAGCACAGGAUUACCCAUUCCUCCUGCUGACGUUCUGGUUGCUUUUUCAACUCCAACACAAGGAUCUUUACAAAGCAGAUCGUAAUAUCUCAGAUGGUAGACAUUCCUAGAUUAUUUGGGUCGUUCUUUUUGCCGAUCCUCAACUGAAGAACCACACAAUGGACUUUUGUCUCAAAAGUGCGUCAACAUAUACAGGUCAAUUAGCAUGACUUUAAUAGUAUCUUGUCAAAUAGAAAAUAGGAACAAUGCACACAUUUCCUGCAUCACUGUUCGGAUUGCUCAACUCAUGACUCAAAAAGUUGUUGUUUUGAUGAAUACCAUUUCAUUUUCGUAUGCAGAUUGGGAACCAAGAACAUUUCAAAACAAAAUCAAAGACUUUAUGAAUGCCUUCAAAUUCAAGAAGAUAAAGCAGAUAUGUAAUAUCAGAGGCUACUUGUUACCUACAUCACAAGUGAUAUUCCUAAUGAUAUUUCUGACAAGUCCAGGAAGGUGUGUCGGACGCUAACGAUUUAACAUACAGUAAAUAUGUCUAAAAUCACGAAAAACGCUGAAAACCGGAACAUUUGUCAUGGUAACGACAGAAAAAGAUUUUUAAGUGUAAAAGAAGAUUCUCCGGUAGAUUCUCCUGGCUAUGGAUUAUAUUGGUCCUCUAUCAUGAAACAAAGGAAAAUUAGAACAGACUCUUCGGUAACGAAUCAAUUGUGACAGUAUUUGGUAUGAGUUGGUGAAUUGAAAAUAUUUUUAUUAUCAGAAUGCAAAGUGAAAAGAAUAAAUAACAAAACAACUAGAAAAUUUCAAACGACAACAACGUUAAUAACAAGAAUAUUCUUGUUAUUAAUCCAGUCAUAAUAUGUUAGUACUUUAAAAUAGAUGUUAACAAAUACAAUGUACCUAUAUCUGCAUGAAAAAUUAAUAAUGAUUCUUAUCCAUGAUUACUUCAUCCAUAAUGGAGAAUAGUAGAUAAAUUUGUCUUGUAGUUUCUAUAUAGUUAUUGUCCCAUGGACUUAUUUUUCAUAUACCCUCAUUUAAAUUUGGCCAACAUACAUUGAUAUUCACAUAUAUACCACAUUUGUUAUUUGGUUUAUUUAACCAUGGAGUAUGACCCCUGUUCAUAAUUGAUUUAACGAAAAUGAUAGUUAAAAGCAUUCUUUUUUCAUGUAGUUCUUAUUCAUUGUUCGUGUAGAAAUAUUACAUUGUAUUCAAUAAAUAUUUAUUUCUCUCUUAUUUCAUUGUAUGUUUAUUUU